UAUGUUUUUUUAUUUUUGACGACGAACAUACGCCGCGAAAAAUUCGUCGUUCGUUCCAAUUGUGUUCCUAGCAUAAUAUAGGCCGUGAUAUGGCCAUGACGUGCUUGGGUAAUACGUAUGGCAGAAGAAUAAGAAAUCUUCUACCAUGGUAAUACGGACAUACAAAAUAUUUUACCAUAGUGGGAAAGCUAAAUAUUUGUGUACGAUACGUCAAAUUCUAGAUGACUCUGGUAUAAAAGUAGUACAGAGUACACAGGAAGCGCAGCGCACCGCCGUCGAAAAAAUCGAUCCGCUUCGUUGUCUGAUUUCAGUCCAAAACAUAUUUAUAAAUUGAAAUAAAUUUGGUUUCAUAUGCCAGGAAGUACAAAAUUUUAUGGUGUAAAUGUCUAUUUCUGCCUGUAUUUUGGAUGUUCCUGUUAGAGUGACAAAGCAGUUCAUGCCCGUGGUACAAUAUUAAUGGCGAUAUAUCGCAUUCACUGAACAAAAUGGUGCUAAGCGUAUUGAAGCCACAUCAACAAAUAAGAUAUAUACAACUCAUUAUUGCCUUCAUAAUUUUUCUGCAAUUUGUGGAUCAUGUGAAAUCUAUCAAAUGUUUUAAAUGUGCUGUCACUGUGGAGAAGACAUAUUCUUAUACGAAAAAUAUAACUGUAAUUACCCCUAUGUGUUCAAAGUUUGAUAAGUCUGAGGAAUAUAAAGUUGACUGUAAAUACUCAACAAUGUGCCUAAAAACUAUUUCAACACUACGUUUACAAAACGGACAAAAUUUGGAGACUGUGACACGCGGCUGUGCUCCUCAAAAAGAUACAAAACAGGUAUUUAAUAAUGGUAGAUGGAACCAGGAGUAUUCAGUACAAGAAGUCUAUGAAGAAGGUUGUAAGGAAGUAACUGAAAACACCAUGGCGGCCUCAUUAAAAACACAUUGCUACUGCCGAGGAGAUUUGUGCAAUAAAUCAAAUAAAAUUUUUAAUGUAAAAACUGUCAUUGUGAUAACUGCGCUUGGUGCACUUAUGAUAUGUUUCCAAAAUAAAUAUAUUUAAGUGUGAAAGAAUCUCUACUCUAAACAUUGUGUUCUAUCGUAUGUCUUGGUACACAUUCGUAUUAAAUAAUAAUUGUGAUAAGUUAAUUGUGAAUAAAUAAAGUACAUGAGAUUAUUAUGUGUAAAAA
This is a messenger RNA of Musca domestica (house fly), 1164 nucleotides long. RefSeq lists its product as uncharacterized. Gene Ontology annotation, biological process: positive regulation of voltage-gated potassium channel activity; sleep; regulation of synaptic transmission, cholinergic. The record is from RefSeq and is a predicted model, not a curated record. Lineage: Eukaryota; Metazoa; Arthropoda; Insecta; Diptera; Muscidae. The coding region runs from base 486 to 1037 and encodes 183 amino acids. The transcript has 3 exons.